CCAAGCAGUCUAGGCGCAUGCGCAGAAGGCCGGUUCGGCGCUGCCAGCCUGAGCCCCUCAGAUACCCCUCGACAUGGCGCUGAGCCGGCGUCUGCGACUUCGGCUCUGCGCGCGGCUGCCUGACUUCUUUCUGCUGUUGCUCUUCAGGGGUUGCUUGAUAGAGGCAGUGAAUCUUAAAUCCAGCAACAGAAACCCAGUGGUACAUGAAUUUGAAAGUGUGGAACUGUCUUGUAUCAUUACGGACUCACAGACAAAUGACCCUAGGAUUGAAUGGAAGAAAAUCCAAGAUGGCCAAACCACCUAUGUCUAUUUUGACAACAAGAUUCAAGGGGACCUGGCAGGUCGUACAGAUGUGUUUGGAAAAACUUCAUUGAAGAUCCGGAAUGUGACACGGUCAGACUCAGCCAUCUAUCGCUGUGAGGUCGUUGCUCUAAAUGACCGAAAAGAAAUUGAUGAGAUUACCAUUGAGUUAAUUGUGCAAGUGAAGCCAGUGACCCCUGUCUGCAGAGUACCGAAGGCUGUGCCCGUAGGCAAGGUGGCGACACUGCAGUGCCAGGAGAGCGAGGGCUAUCCCCGGCCUCACUACAGCUGGUACCGCAACGAUGUGCCACUGCCUACAGAUUCCAGAGCCAACCCCAGAUUUCACAAUUCGUCCUUCCUGGUGAACGCGGAGACAGGCACUCUGGUUUUCAGUGCUGUCCACAAGGACGACUCUGGGCAGUACUACUGCAUUGCUUCCAAUGACGCAGGCGCAUCCAGGUGUGAGGGGCAGGACAUGGAAGUCUAUGAUCUGAACAUUGCUGGGAUUAUUGGGGGAGUCCUGGUUGUCCUUAUUGUUCUUGCUGUGAUCACGAUGGGCAUCUGCUGUGCAUACAGACGUGGCUUCUUCAUCAACAAUACACAAGAUGGAGAAAGUUAUAAGAGCCCAGGGAAGCAUGAUGGCGUUAACUACAUUCGGACAAGUGAUGAGGGUGACUUCAGACACAAAUCGUCCUUUGUUAUCUGAGACCUGAUGGCUGGGAGAGCACUUGCAAAUACCUCUAUUGGAGACUGGUCAAGGGCUGCUGUGAGCCCAGGGCACCUGGUCAGAGCUACCAUGCAGAAGCUUUUUGUUUUGGCCAAAGUCGAUUCCUUCCUUGCUCUUUAACAAGCCACACGAAUAAAAGAAAUCCUCCUGAAGAUGGGCAUAGUAACCUAGACUGUUGCUAGCCUGAUUCCCUUAUGGGGAUUAGGAUGAUCUUCAAUGCCUUUCUGUUACCAGUUUUCUUGUGCAGGGCAACUUGAACCGUUCUUGCCCCAGGCUGCUUAGCAGCCAGGACAGCGCUGGCUGUGAGAAGAUGGGCCGGGCUGCAGCAGCAGCUCUGUGAGCAUGCCCGCGGCUGUGCCCCAGGAAGGUUUUCAGGCAGUGCCUUGCUCCCUGGACCUUGACCCACCGUGUUGCCUCUGUUGAUUGGCCAGUGUUUUCAUGUCCAUCCUGGAAAAUUUGUUUGGAUCAGCAUUUUAUAAACACCCAAAUCAGAAAGGUAAAAUUGCUUACUGGAAAGAGAUCUUACCCAGAUGACUCUCUUUCCCAAGAGCUGCCAGGAUUUAGGAGAACCUCUGUCUUAAGCUAUGUCUGAAAUGGUACUGAAGUUUGCUUUUCUAUUGGUCUUUCUUAUUUUAUAAAAUUUUAACAUUCUAAAUUUUUGCUAAAGAUGUAUUUUGAUUAUUGAAAAUUUCUAUAUAAAUUGUAAAUAUAUUGCCACACAGUGUUUCAAAACGUAUUUUUUUAAGAGUUCAACUUAAGGUUAGAAGACUUGGGCUACUAGUGUUCAAUUGGAAAAUACCAGUAAUAAAGUCUUUUAAGGGAUUCUUUUAAGGCGGCUGGCUGAACCUUCCUUUGUUCACAAAAUGUUUUAGUAUUUUUUGUAAGAAAACUUACUGUCUGACCACUGUUGCUUAGGAAACUAUUAAAGAAUUCAAAUCUA
Molecule: messenger RNA, 1967 nt
Organism: Mesocricetus auratus (golden hamster)
Lineage: Eukaryota; Metazoa; Chordata; Mammalia; Rodentia; Cricetidae
Gene: Jam3
Product: junctional adhesion molecule 3
Exons: 9
Coding region: 74-1006 (310 amino acids)
Biological process (GO): cell adhesion; angiogenesis
Molecular function (GO): protein heterodimerization activity; protein homodimerization activity
Source: RefSeq, a predicted model, not a curated record